AUGGACGUUGGCUUGGAUUCCUACUGCUGCCUGGGCCUCGCGCACUGUUUCCGCAAGAAGGAGGACGGCAAGCUUGAGGAUGUGUUUGUGAUCGAGCCCCUCAGCGCCACCAGCCUGGAAUGCAUGGCCACAGGUGCCCGCACGUCCUUCAAGGUGGCUGUGGGCGUGAAGGUGGCGGACGCGCUGUCGCGCAACAAGGGGGCGCUGCCCGAGGCCUUUCAGGACGGCCUGUGGUGCGAAAAGUACGACGCGCGGCUGGACGCGGCGGCGCGGACCUGGCAGCGGUCGCACGCGCAGGACAACCUCAUGGACAUCGUGCCGCUGGGCAAGGCGCGCUCCAACUUCAACUUCUCCCUGGAUGACAAGCGCGUGCUGAACAUGGACAACGUUGUGAAUGAUGACGACAACAUCAAGCAGGAUAUCUCGAUUGAUGUCUACGGCCGUGCCGAGAAGCAGGAGCGCGACGAGAAGAUGGCUGCCGCCGCCGCCGCGGCCAUCGCCGCCUCUGCCGCCGCCGCCGCCGCCGCUGCUGAGGAGGAGUCCGAGGAGGAGGAUGAUCUGGAUGCCCUCCUGGCCGGGUGA
Messenger RNA from Monoraphidium neglectum, 582 nucleotides. RefSeq lists its product as hypothetical. Bases 1 to 582 code for a protein of 193 amino acids. The record is from RefSeq and is a predicted model, not a curated record. NCBI's taxonomy places the organism in Eukaryota, Viridiplantae, Chlorophyta, Chlorophyceae, Sphaeropleales, Selenastraceae. The transcript is spliced from 5 exons.